AUGAGGAAGCAAGAGAUCAUUAUCGUUCCUUCUCCAGGGCCUGGUCAUCUUCCAGUCACCAUUGAAUUCGCUAAAACGCUCAUCAAACGUGAUGAUCGCAUCCAUACCAUCACCAUCCUCCACUGGACACUACCUCUCGCUCCUCAGUCCAGUCUCUUCGCUAAAUCUCUCAUCGCUACACAGCCUCGAAUCCGUCUCUUUCCCUUGCCUGAAAUUCAAAACCCUCCGCCGUUGGAGCUCUUCUUCAAAGCCUCUGAGGCUUACAUUCUAGAGGCCACCAAGAAAACAGUUCCUCUAGUCAGGGGAGCUCUCUCCACUCUAACUUCUUCUCGUGAUGGAUCCGACCCGGUUCGGGUCGCUGGUUUGAUACUCGAUUUCUUCUGCGUCCCUUUGAUCGAAGUGGGAAACGAGUUUAACCUUCCUUCUUACAUUUUCAUGACGUGUAGUACUGGGUUUUUGGGGAUGAUGAAGUACCUACCUGAGAGACAUCGGAGAAUCGCCUCCAAGCUCGACCUGAGCUCCGGCGAAAGCGAGCAUGCCAUUCCCGGUUACGUCUGCUCCGUACCGACGAAGGUUAUGCCUCCUGGUCAAUUCGUGCGAGAGUCGUACGAGGCUUGGGUCGAGAUUGCUGAGAAGCUCCCUGAAGCCAAGGGGAUAUUGGUAAACUCCUUCACGUGUCUUGAGCAGAACGCAUUUGAUUACUUCGCUCGUCGUCCUGAGAACUACCCUCCGGUUUACCCGGUCGGACCGGUUCUCAGCUUGGAGGAUCGUCCGUCUACGGAUCCAUCUGACCGGGACGGAAUCAUGAGAUGGCUCGGGGAGCAGGCGGAGUCGUCGAUUGUGUACAUCUGCUUCGGGAGCUUGGGAAUCCUCGGAUCACCGCAGAUCAAGGAGAUAGCACGAGCCCUAGAUCUCUCCGGCCACAGGUUCCUUUGGUCGAUUCGAACAAAUCCGACGGAGAAAGUGAGCCCGUACGAUCUCUUGCCGGAGGGGUUCAGAGACCGGACGGCGGGUCAAGGAUUAGUGUGCGGAUGGGCCCCACAGGUGGAAGUGCUGGCUCAUAAGGCGAUCGGAGGGUUUGUGUCUCACUGCGGCUGGAACUCGGUGCUGGAGAGUUUGUGGUUCGGCGUACCGAUCGCCACGUGGCCAAUGUACGCUGAGCAACAGCUAAACGCGUUCACGAUGGUGAAGGAGUUAGGACUAGCUGUGGAUCUGCGUCUGGAUUACGUCUCGGCGUAUGGAGAGAUAGUGAAAGCCGACGAGAUCGCGGGAGCCAUACGAUCUCUGAUGGACGGUGAGGAUACGCCGAGGAAAAGAGUGAAGGAGAUGGCGGAGGCGGCGAGGAAGGCUUUGACGGACGGAGGAUCUUCGUUUGUUGGGGUUAAACGAUUCGUCCACGAGUUGAUCGGCGGUGAUUUUUAG
Microthlaspi erraticum is the source of this 1422-nucleotide messenger RNA. The record is from the annotation of a GenBank genome assembly. Lineage: Eukaryota; Viridiplantae; Streptophyta; Magnoliopsida; Brassicales; Brassicaceae.